This is a messenger RNA of Staurois parvus, 318 nucleotides long. NCBI's taxonomy places the organism in Eukaryota, Metazoa, Chordata, Amphibia, Anura, Ranidae. The record is from the annotation of a GenBank genome assembly.
AUUCAGACUGCUUCUACAAACAUUUGUGAAAGACUGUGCAAUAAGUCCAUCCAUGAAAUUUCCUUGCUACUAAAUAUUCCACGGUCAUCUGUUAGUGGUAUUAUAACAAAGUGGAAGCAACUGGGAACAACAGCAACUCAGCCACUAAGUGGUAGGCCACAUGAAAUGGCAGAACGGAGUCAGCACAUGCAGUGCGCAGAAGUCAGAGUCAGUAGCUAAAUACCUCCAACCUUUAUGUGGCCUUCAGAUUAGUGCACAACAACAGUAUGUAUAGAGCCACACGGAAUGGGUUUCCAUGGCCGUGCAGCUGCAUCCAAG